CCUUCGACACUUCCAUACACCAUUAUUUCUACCCUCAGUCGACCUCUCUCGGCGAGUAAUCAAUCUUUCGCUUCGGUUGCCCUAGCGGUCGAUUGUCCUCUUCUUUGCUUCUAUUAAGCCAUGUCUCUGAGGCCAAGCGAGAGGACGGAGGUCCGACGGAACAGGUACAAGGUUGCGGUGGACGCCGAUGAGGGACGGAGAAGGAGGGAGGACAACCUGGUUGAGAUCCGGAAGAACAAGAGGGAAGAGAGCUUGCUGAAGAAGCGAAGGGAAGGACUCCUCGGUCAGCAACAACUCCCCUCAUCUCUGGCUGACUCCGCUUCUGCGACCGUGAAGAAGUUGGAAAGUCUCCAGGUAAAUGUUGCUGAUAUCUGGUCAGAAGACAAUAAUACGCAACUUGAGGCUACCACCUACUUCCGAAAGAUUCUUUCCAUAGAACGCAGUCCUCCAAUUAAUGAAGUUAUACAAGCUGGCGUCGUUCCCCGUUUUGUUCAGUUUCUUGCAAAGAAUGACUUGCCGAAGCUUCAGUUUGAAGCUGCAUGGGCUCUCACAAAUAUUGCUUCUGGAACAUCACUAAAUACCAGGGUUGUAAUUGAUAGUGGAGCUGUCCCGAUAUUUGUUAAUCUUCUAAGUUCUCCCAAUGAUGAUGUCAGGGAACAGGCUGUUUGGGCAUUAGGUAACAUUGCAGGUGACUCACCUGAAUGUCGUAAUCUUGUCCUUGGUCACGGGGCCUUGAUGCCAUUGUUGGCUCAAUUCAAUGAGCAUGCAAAGCUUUCUAUGCUAAGGAACGCAACAUGGACAUUAUCCAACUUCUGCAGAGGCAAGCCACAGCCUCCAUUUGAUCAGACACAGCCUGCUCUCCCAGCUCUGGAGCGACUUAUACAUUCAAACGAUGAGGAAGUCCUUACAGAUGCCUGCUGGGCACUGUCAUAUCUCUCAGAUGGUACCAAUGACAAAAUCCAAGCUGUUAUUGAUGCAGGAGUCUGCCCUCGACUUGUUGAUCUUCUUCUCCAUCCAUCUCCCACAGUGCUCAUUCCUGCCUUGCGAGCUGUUGGAAAUAUUGUUACUGGAGAUGAUAUGCAGACUCAGUGCAUGAUUGAGCAUCAGGCUCUCCCAUGCCUUGUGAACCUGCUGACCAAUAAUCAUAAGAAGAGCAUCAAGAAGGAAGCAUGCUGGACAAUCUCUAAUAUUACAGCUGGAAAUGUUAAUCAAAUACAGGCGGUGAUUGAGGCUGGCAUCAUUGCUCCGCUUGUCCAAUUGCUUCAAAAUGCCGAGUUUGAGAUCAAAAAAGAAGCUGCCUGGGCUAUUUCAAAUGCCACAUCUGGUGGUACUCAUGAGCAAAUCAUGUUCUUGGUAACCCAGGGAUGUAUUAAGCCACUGUGUGAUCUCUUGAUUUGUCCUGAUGUAAGAAUUAUCUCUGUGUGCUUGGAAGGCCUUGAGAACAUUCUGAAGGUUGGGGAAGCUGAGAAGAGCUUGGGUAAAACAGGAGAUGUUAAUCUGUAUGCCCAAAUGAUUGAUGAUGCUGAGGGUUUAGAUAAGAUUGAAAGUCUUCAGAAUCAUGACAACAAUGACAUAUAUGAGAAAACAGUGAAGAUACUUGAGACAUAUUGGCUGGAGGAGGAGGAUGAGCCUUUGCCACCAGGUGAUGCUGCCCAGCCUGCAUUUCACUUUGGAGGCAGUGAACUUCCUGUCCCUUCUGGAGGAUUCAACUUCAAUUAAAGGACCUUUCGGUUGUUGGAAUGAAGCUUUAGUGUCCCGGUCUUCUGAUGUUGGAUGAGUCAAUGAGAGGGAGGGUCUAUUACUGUUGCUGCUCUAUUCUUUUGCUUACAGUAAUUGAAUAAAAACGCACGUGAAGUCACAGAUUUUGGGAUUUUGUAUGGUUAGGAAUGGUUGCAGGCAACACAGCAUUUUUACCCCUUUCCCCCCUAGUCAACUAUUCUUUAUACAGGCUGAGGCUGGGAAUGCAGCUAGCAAUCCCAAUCUAUGCUUAAACUGGGUUUUAUUACAUCAAAGAAACAGGAGGAGAAUACAAGUGUCAUUUUUUUUAAAGCUUUUGUUUUUAUGCGCUCCCUUCCCAUGUUUCUUACAGAUAAGCUCCUAGCUUUUUAAAAAGAAAAAUUGAGAAGACAUAAUUUUGUUCACUUUGCGUUGCUGAUUUGAUGUUGAAAACCAAGAUGGGUUUUCGUUACUUGA
Molecule: messenger RNA, 2193 nt
Organism: Tripterygium wilfordii
Lineage: Eukaryota; Viridiplantae; Streptophyta; Magnoliopsida; Celastrales; Celastraceae
Product: importin subunit alpha-like
Exons: 11
Coding region: 121-1719 (532 amino acids)
Biological process (GO): NLS-bearing protein import into nucleus
Cellular component (GO): nucleus; cytoplasm
Molecular function (GO): protein binding; nuclear import signal receptor activity
Source: RefSeq, a predicted model, not a curated record